UUCUUCUCUUGAACUUUUUGGCAUUUCAUUUUGUCUUUUUGGAAGAAAGGAGAGUGGAAGAGCUAAAAAAAAAAGUAUAGUAGGAGAAAGAUAAAAAAAAUUGACAAGAGCAAUAAGCAAAUCAAAGAAAUAUGGGUAGAGCUCCUUGCUGUGAGAAGAUGGGAUUGAAGAAAGGGGCAUGGACUCCUCAAGAAGACAACAUUCUCAUCUCUUACAUUCAAAAUAAUGGACAUUCCAAUUGGCGUGCCCUCCCCAAACUUGCUGGACUAUUGAGAUGUGGGAAGAGUUGCAGACUGCGAUGGACUAAUUAUUUGCGUCCAGAUAUAAAAAGGGGAAAUUUCACCAAGGAAGAAGAAGACACCAUAAUCCUGCUUCAUGAAAACCUUGGCAAUAGAUGGUCUGCAAUAGCUGCAAGAUUACCAGGGCGAACAGAUAAUGAAAUAAAAAAUGUUUGGCACACCAACUUGAAGAAGAAGCUCAAAAAUUAUCAACCUUCUCAAAAUUCCAAAAGAGGCUCCAAGAUUAAUCAUGAUUCCAACAAGGGUCCUACUACUUCAGAAUCCUCCAAUAAUUCUGAUUUUAGUACUAGUACUAGUAGUACUAAACAACACAUUAAAAUUGCCCCUAGCUCACCACAACUUUCAUCUAGUGAAAUUUCAAGUGUGACAUUGGUCGUUGAUGAUCAUCAAAUGGUCAUUAUAAAGGAAGAAAAAAUUGAAUCGUCAUCGUCGGAGGAGUAUUUUCCCAAUAUCGAUGAGAGUUUCUGGACAGAUGAAUUUUCAACGGAGAAUAAUAACGACUAUGUUAUGGCUGCUGGUCAUGAUCAAGAAAUACAAGUGAUGAGGGAAGAAAAUGUGGACAUAUUUAAGACUAGUACAAAAAUGGAGGAAGACAUGGACUUUUGGUACAAUGUUUUCAUAAAGACAGGGGACUUGCCAGAAUUACCGGAAUUUUGAGGGGUCUAUUUUGAUUAUUCUGUAAAUUUGAGAUUAGUGGUAUUUCUAGCUAAUAGGGUUUUAGGAAUUGUUGGAGUCGGCAAGAUUGAAAUUUCAUGUUUGUUUAAUCUUGACUAUUAUUUGGAGCGGGCCCAAAAAAUAAAAAUAAAAUAAAAU
Molecule: messenger RNA, 1112 nt
Organism: Solanum dulcamara
Lineage: Eukaryota; Viridiplantae; Streptophyta; Magnoliopsida; Solanales; Solanaceae
Product: transcription factor MYB15-like
Exons: 3
Coding region: 132-956 (274 amino acids)
Source: RefSeq, a predicted model, not a curated record